AUGGAGGUGCAUGGAUUGAAGGAAAACAUGCAUGCAUCAGUGGUCCGGAAGACUCAGGAGAAGAUGCUACAGGAGUGUCUGAUCUCCGGAGGAAUGGCGAGUAGCAUCGAUCUCUCAAAUUUGAUGGCAGCUCCAGUCAAAUGGAACAGUACUGAACUCUCGUUGCCAAUUCCCACAUCCAUUGUCAAGGAAGUUCUUUGGGAGCUUUUCGAAAUCAACUUCCGCUUUGAAUUGGUCACUUUGGAUCGCAUUUGCUAUCAGAUGGAGGCCUCUUUUCAUGAUCACGAGGUCAUGGUCAUCAGGACCAUGUUAUAUUUCAGAUAUAGCAUGAUUCCCCAUAGCUUGGAACAGGGGAAGAUGGGUUUCAGCUCAAAGGACCUCAACAUCGCUUCUGGUCAUUGA
Marasmius oreades (fairy-ring Marasmius) is the source of this 402-nucleotide messenger RNA. RefSeq lists its product as uncharacterized. Bases 1 to 402 code for a protein of 133 amino acids. Lineage: Eukaryota; Fungi; Basidiomycota; Agaricomycetes; Agaricales; Marasmiaceae. The transcript is spliced from 2 exons. The record is from RefSeq and is a predicted model, not a curated record.